AUGCCCGCUCCCGAAGUCUCGAGUCUACAGUACGACAACAACGUCAAGACCCUCGGCCAUGUCAACCUUAUGGUCGACACAUUUAUUGCCAAUGCGACAUUAGAAGACCUGCGCGCCAUCACACGCACACUCCUCGCCACUGGUUCACCAAGCCUCGCAUCGGCAUUUACCGCCGCGGCGCGCGCCCGCUUGCGUCAGACUGGAGCCCGUCGGCUCGCUAGCUCCAACAGCCUGUUCGCUCCUGGUGCCGACGGAUUCGACCCUGUGCCUACGUCAGAGCUGCACAGCGUCCUCGCACGCGCGAGAUCGCUAUACGGGGCUGGCAUGGGCUUUGCUAGUCUCGGCGUGCUCUAUUCCGUCGUCUCGGCUACGGUAGGCCUCCGCUGGGAGACGGACGGCGAUAUGGCCGACGCACUGGCGGUCGUCGAUGCGGAUAUCACACAGGCUAUUCAGAGCUGCAAAGAAGAGCUGGAGGGCAACCGGGUGAGCGAUAUGGGAGCCGCGCGGGAGGUUGUUGGCCAAAUGCGGUCGGCGGUGGAGGAGAGUACUCGGGAUGUGCAGGGGUGGGGUGGGGAGUUCCCAUUCGAUCGGGCUGCAUGCAGCAUAGAAUACUGGAAAUUCUGAUGAGCCCAGCGCAGCAUACCGUAGCACUAUACCAAUAUGAAUUGUU
Coniophora puteana RWD-64-598 SS2 is the source of this 670-nucleotide messenger RNA. RefSeq lists its product as uncharacterized. Lineage: Eukaryota; Fungi; Basidiomycota; Agaricomycetes; Boletales; Coniophoraceae. The record is from RefSeq and is a predicted model, not a curated record. The transcript has 5 exons. Bases 1 to 624 code for a protein of 207 amino acids.